AUGUCUCUUAGCAACAUAAAAGUAAAUAACGAGUUACAGCUAGUGGUGGUACUAGGUGGUGGUCAGGAUGCAUCAGCUGUCACCACAACUGAUCAUCGUGCUGGGAAAUUCGAAGCCAAAUUCUAUGACGAGGUUCUUCAAGAAGAGAUUGGAGGUGUUAAAGGGCAUUUUGGACCUAUAAAUGCUUUGGCUUUCAAUCCUGAUGGACAGAGGUACAGUUCAAUCCCAUACUUGGUUUUGUUGGUUUCAUGA
This is a messenger RNA of Prunus armeniaca (apricot), 252 nucleotides long. Lineage: Eukaryota; Viridiplantae; Streptophyta; Magnoliopsida; Rosales; Rosaceae. The record is from the annotation of a GenBank genome assembly.